GUCUACCCCACCACGCAGGCGCAUCUCCUUAAAUCCUGUCCCUACCCCCCUCCUCUUUCUCUGCAUUUCGUUCCCCCUCCUCUUCCAGCACCUCAGCAGGUUCAAACUCUUCUCCCUGAGGGUGGAGGCGAUCGAGAGGUCACGUGAUGAGCAUCCUGCUGCCCAACAUGGCGGAGUUCGACACGAUCUCGGAACUAGAGGAGGAGGAAGAAGAAGCGGCAACGUCGUCGUCGUCGCCGUCGUCGUCGUCGUCGGUAUCGGGGCCCGACGAUGACGAGGAAGAUGAGGAGGAGGAGGAAGAAGAGGAAGAGGAGGAGGAAGAAGAGGAGCAGGUGGAGGAGACGCCGCCUCCGCCUCGGGUAGUGAGCGAGGAGCAUCUGCGGAGAUAUGCCCCCGACCCUGUAUUGGUGCGGGGCGCCGGCCACAUCACUGUGUUUGGCUUGAGCAACAAGUUUGAUGCUGAAUUUCCCUCAGUUCUAACAGGGAAGGUGGCCCCAGAAGAAUUUAAGACCAGCAUUGGCCGUGUGAAUGCAUGUUUGAAAAAGGCUCUCCCAGUCAAUGUGAAAUGGCUGCUGUGUGGUUGUCUCUGCUGCUGUUGCACACUGGGUUGCAGCCUGUGGCCCGUUAUUUGUCUCAACAAAAGAACCAGAAGAUCAAUUCAGAAGUUGUUAGAAUGGGAAAAUAACAGAUUGUAUCACAAGCUUGCUUUGCACUGGAAGUUGACUAAAAGGAAAUGUGAAACUAGCAAUAUGAUGGAGUAUGUAAUACUAAUAGAAUUCUUACCAAAAUAUCCCAUAUUCCGACCUGACUGAGGGAUUUUAUUGUCACUUCUGUAUUACCUGUCAUUUCCUACCCUUAGUGCCUUGUAGAUGAUUUUGGAAUGAAGAUGGUCUCCUUUGCUGUGUUCAAAUUAUUCUUUAUAAUGGUAGAAUAUUCUCCUCACACUUUCAUUUGUGAUGGUUUAAAAAGAAAUUUUGCACAUCUUUUUUGUUGUUAAAUGAGGUUUGUGUUUUGCACUGUCUAUUUUUAAAUAAAUACACGCACAUACAUAUAUGUAUAUAUAUAUAGUUGCCACUGAAAAUAAACAUCAGUGCUGGUGUUUAAAAACAAAAACAUGUUCUCAGCAUGCUGCCUUAUAAUUUUCAUACUCACUAUUUCUAAAUAUGCAUCAUUUUUCUAGGCUACUUAAUGCUCUGUAAUCCCUUACUGGACAUAUGUAAAUAAGCUUUUGGUAGCUUUUAGAAAUGAUUUUACUCUUACCUGCUUUUAAAGGACAUGCAAUUAAUAGCACUGGUUUUGUCCUGCACUUUGCUAAAUUAUCACUUAUGUUAGUGGAUAAAAUAUUUAAACUCCUAAAGACUUGUAAAUAUUGUCUCUUUGCAUAAAGUAAAAUGUGAUAUGCCAUGGUUUACAGGAUGUAAUGUUACUCUUAAUGUAUUGCCAGCGAUUCUGCAUAGAUUUUAAUUUGAAUGAAGUUUGCAAGCAUCCUUUUGAAUGUAUAGACUGUUAACAUGCUGUUUUAUGGCAAAUCCAUAAUAAGUAUGUUAAAUUUCAGGUGUGGACAGGGUUGCCCUUUGUAAUGAGUGGAUUAAAAUUGAAAUCAUUGUCUGAAAUCUUCUGCAUUGCACCUGAAACCAACCGAGAACCUUAUUUUUUUUCCAUUUAAUUGAAUAAAUCCAAUUUUGCCCUCCACUGCCACCCCCAAAAGAAAUCAUUUGACAUCUGCCACAUUUCACAGCCUUAGUCUCCUCAUUUAUUUCCCUUUAUGUAUCUUUUCCUUCAUUUGGAAAUACACACAAUCAUGACCUUUAAGAAUGUUUCAAAAUUUCAGAUGUCUUAGGAGGUGUUUAGACUCCCCAUGAGAGCCACCGCUAACCAUUUUCUGUAGUUAUGAUAAUCUACUUUGAGAAAGAGCUGUACCUAAAGUAGCUGAUUCAUAAUUGAUUAAAUACUCUUUAUCCUGUUUUUGAGGAUCCUUAGUAAACAUUUGGAUAUUAUUAAUGAGGAAAGAUAAGUAUUUAGACAAAACUAUUUUAGUUUAUAAAUUAGCCACACAUGUAGCCUUUUCAUUGGUAUGUGCAUAUUUCUCUAUUUCU
This is a messenger RNA of Hippopotamus amphibius kiboko, 2096 nucleotides long. RefSeq names its product cysteine rich hydrophobic domain 1 (gene CHIC1). NCBI's taxonomy places the organism in Eukaryota, Metazoa, Chordata, Mammalia, Artiodactyla, Hippopotamidae. The transcript is spliced from 6 exons. The coding region runs from base 147 to 812 and encodes 221 amino acids. The record is from RefSeq and is a predicted model, not a curated record.